Messenger RNA from Daphnia pulicaria, 765 nucleotides. It is a transcript of the gene Arpc3A, whose product is annotated as actin-related protein 2/3 complex subunit 3-like. Gene Ontology annotation, biological process: Arp2/3 complex-mediated actin nucleation; regulation of actin filament polymerization. The transcript has 3 exons. NCBI's taxonomy places the organism in Eukaryota, Metazoa, Arthropoda, Branchiopoda, Diplostraca, Daphniidae. Bases 149 to 682 code for a protein of 177 amino acids. Gene Ontology annotation, molecular function: actin filament binding. The record is from RefSeq and is a predicted model, not a curated record. Gene Ontology annotation, cellular component: cytoskeleton; Arp2/3 protein complex.
UCUAAGCCACUAUAGUAUCUUUGAGGAAGGGGCUGGGUUUCCUUUUCCACCACAACAAUUUCUUGUUUUCAAUAUUGAGCAAUAUCAGCCGGCUCAGUGUUUUUUUUUCUUUUAGAGCUGUCAAUUCGCACAUAUUUUUUCCACAGAAAUGCCGGCUUAUCAUUCCCAGUUUUUGAACCCACCCCAAGUCGUUGGGAAUAUGGCCAUUUUGCCGUUGAAAACCCAGUUCCGAGGGCCAGCUCCCAAAGAAAUGGGGGAGUCAGAUGUCCUGGAUGAGGCAUUGUACUACUUCAAGGCAAAUGUCUUCUUCCGCACAUAUGAAGUCAAAAGCGAAGCAGACAGACUCCUGAUCUACCUUACACUCUACAUCACAGAGUGCCUAAAGAAGCUCCAAAAGUGUUCAAACAAGAAUACAGCUCAGAACGAGAUGUAUACCUUGGCAAUAUCAAAGUUUGACAUUCCUGGGGAACCUGGUUUCCCGCUCAACUCUGUAUAUGCUAAACCUACCAGCCAGCAUGAAGCAGAUUUGUUGAGGCAGUAUCUGACGCAAGCCAGGCAAGAGAUAGGUUUAAGACUGGUAGAUAAAGUUUUCUGCACAGAAGAUGGAAAGCCUUCCAAAUUUUGGCUCUGCUUUGCUAAAAAGAAGUUCAUGGACAAGUCAUUAUCAGCUCCUGGGAUGUAAGAAGUCAUUGCGUUUAUCCUUACGUUUAUCUUUCCGUUAAUUACGUGCAACAUGGGUUGAUCAAAUAAAUCUAAUUUGUUCAA